GGAAAGAGCCGACCGUUUGGCAGCAGAGCACGGGAGCUCGGUUUCUUCAAUUCGUCGGAGCGCAGGUGUCGCUCGUGGCUCGUGGCUGCGCCUUCGAGAGCUCCUGCUGCUAUGCCGAUUCCGGGUCAAUGACUGACUGCUCUUUGUGGAUGUUGACGAUGUGCUGAUAGUUCCAUUGGCAGUGAGCGCGAUCUGUGCUUUGGUCUCUUCUCCUCUGUCGCGUUUCACCUUACUCUGUCUCCCGUGUUUCAUGCAGGGAAUUAUCUUGCGCGUCUUGAUUUUAAUUUUGACUUUGAUUUUGCUGAUUGCUUCCCCUCAGAUCUUCUUCGUUCAAUUUUCUUUUAGAUACCAAAUUGCAACGAUGUAUCGUGCAAUGUGAUUACAGACUCCCAAGACGCUGGCGAGCUUACGCUUCUGGGGCUUACGCCACUUCUCUUGAUUCCUGGUCGCAGCUCAUGCACGAAAUCUGCACAUUUCCCAGUAGUUCCGAGUUAUUUUCCCGCUUUCGAUGUUUCUGUAGGAUCAGGGGCUUCAGCGUUUAUUUCUAACUGAGUGGAUUGAGGGUCGUGCGUAUUUUCAGUACGUCUGAACAAAAUCUGCUUCCGGAAAUCUGAGAAAAGUACAUAAAAUCUACCUGAGUCAUUACCCUCUGUUAGAUCAAGGCCCCUGCACAAGAUUUCUUGCAAAUAGUCCCAAACUUGACGGAGAAUUUUAUAUUCUUGUUCAGUGGCAUGUUUCUAUUCGCUUCUAGUGGUCUUGCCAGCGUCUGAUAAUCUCGGAAUUCACGUGCUUCUUGAUUCAAGGGGUUUUUCAUUUACCGAUCUCAUCCGAGGGGAGGAGCUUAUGUAUUCCCCAACCUCUGAAACAGUUUGGCUCGUCACAUUACUGUGAAGACGGCGAGGGACGACGAGACUGAACUAUUGUUGUUAUUUAGUGUUUCACUUGGCUGCGUAAUUUUGAACAGCGAACGCGGUUUCUUUGAUAUUUUCUGAGCACAUAAAAUCUUGGGUUUCUGUCGCAGUUGUUUUUUGACUGUCUGCCACAAUAUUUAACUUUUUCAGUAUCUGGAGUAACUUGGUUUGAUAGUGAAAAUCUUUAGCACAUGACAUCUGCGUCACAUUCCUCUGACGGCAUCACUCACAUUCGCGAUUGAUACUCACUCCGUAGGUUGUGCUGGACGUUGCUGGCGGUUUAUCGUCUCGCAUACGCAUGAUAUUCUCUUCGUAUUGCUGUGCACCAUGAUUAUUGCUAUCGAUAUCCACAUCGCUUUCAUUAUCAUCUCGCGUCGUGCCUCGAUAUCGUCAAAUUUGCCGAAAUAUUGAUAAACUUUAAUUUGCGACUAUGUGUUCGUUUUAGUAAGUGUUUCAUCGCUACAAUCUGAGCUUGAUGAAUGGUUCAACAGCUCAGUCAGUGCUGUUUCAGGAAUUUAUAGAACCGCAACCCUGUUAUAUCAUACUCUGACUUCCAGCCGCAAGUAACGGUACUAAUUUACUGCAUUCUGUUGAGUAGGAGUUGGUUGCUUGUACUGCUGUUAUAUUUGUUCUGAGCAGGAGGGAUCCACAGGAGGCAGGUACCCUACAUUAGACCAUGGCGACCAAGUACGAGAAGAUGCUGAUGAAAUCUCCUUUGACGAUUACUCCGCCGCCUAGGAGACUCGGGCUCUUUACGGAGCGUCACGAGAUGGCGGACUCCCCGUUUUCUCCAAAUCUGCCAUCGUCUGCUGGUUGUAGAACGCCACGUCGGGAAACGCAGGGAGACAGGUUUAUUCCCAGCAGAAGUGCGAUGGAUUUGGAUGUGGCUUAUUUUAACCUAAAACGGGAAGCCAAAGAAAAUUCAAAUGCGAAUGUGGAGGUUGCUUCUCCUAUGAAGGAAGAGUACAGAAGGAAAUUGGCAGAAAAACUUUUUCCAGAUAGCGGAGCACUGCAGAGUCCUAAGAUUCUUGCUUUCAAGAGAAAACCACCACCUUCACUUCAGGUGAAGGAACAAACAGCGCUGGAAUUUCUACCGACGGACGCCAGGGUUUCGUCCCCUUCGAAGUUCCUAUACAGACAUAUACCGCCGGCCCCAGAGAGAGUCUUGGAUGCUCCAGAAUUGGUGGAUGACUAUUACUUGAAUUUGCUGGAUUGGAGCUGCAAAAACGUCGUUGCAGUGGCGUUGGGAACUACCGUUUAUCUGUGGCAUGCUGACACGGGUGCAAUUCAUCAGCUCAUGAGUACCUCAGUAGUAGAUGACUAUAUCACUAGCGUUGCCUGGGCGCCAGAUGGGAAUCACAUAGCAUUGGGCUUCAACAGCACGGAGAUUCAACUUUGGGACGCAACCCAUCUUACUCAGAUGCGACGGUUGAAAGGGCAUUCAGCCCGUGUAGGAAGUCUUGCCUGGAACAAUACAACACUUUCGUCCGGUGGCCGUGACAGCAAAAUCAUCAAUCAUGAUGUGCGCAUCAGAGACCAUAUGACAUCACAACUGUCGGGCCAUAAUCAAGAGGUGUGUGGUUUGAAGUGGUCACUAUCUGGGCAACAGCUGGCUAGCGGAGGUAAUGACAACCUUCUUCACGUUUGGGAUGCGGCCGCCAUUUCAUCGCAGGCAACAACGCAUUAUCUCCAUAGAUUUGACGCGCAUCAGGCUGCGGUGAAAGCGCUCGCAUGGUGCCCUUUUCAAUCAAACUUACUGGCCUCAGGAGGAGGCACAGCUGAUCGCUGUAUCAAAUUCUGGAAUACUCAAACGGGGGCCUGCAUCAACAGUAUCGAUACGCAUUCGCAGGUCUGCGCACUUCAGUGGAGUCAACACCAGAAAGAGAUUCUGAGUAGCCAUGGAUUCAGUCAGUAUCAACUGUGCGUUUGGAAAUAUCCUUCCAUGGUGAAAAUGGCCGAGCUUACUGGUCAUACUGCCCGUGUCCUCCAUUUGGCUCAGAGCCCUGAUGGUACAACUGUGGUGUCGGCUGCCGCGGACGAAACACUGCGCUUUUGGAAGGUCUUCGGCACUCCUCCAUCGAGCAAGAAGACGUCUGGUGGUUUAGCUCUGCGGAGUAUUAACAUACGGUAGAUUAUAGCAGAAAUAAUUCGGAGCGACAUUGAAUCACGAAAUACUCAAAGAAGUUUGAGAGAUAAGGGUUUCAUUGUUGCCGAUGUCAUGUAAGCUGCCAAAGAAGGCAUCGGAGAAAAUUCGUUACGGAAACCGUGCUGAAACGUACAGAAUGAGUUUGAAGAAAUCCUUUGUACGAGCUGUGAGCCCAAAAUUCUGAAGUUUGAGGCCUGACGGAAUCAUACUGUAUUUUAUCUCUUGGGAACUGUUUCUAUCAUACAUCACUGGGUUUAGGAUUGCCAUUAAGCAGCCCCUUGAGACCCAAUAUACUCCCUUCAAAUGAUUACUUUGCCUCUUCCCGGGCUCCUCGAAGAUUACUGUCAUCAGUGAUGAUGGACACUUGAGUCAAACAGAUCCAAUUUUCUAUUGUCGGAUAUUUUUUACAUUUUAUAUUACUCAAAGCGGAGA
This is a messenger RNA of Marchantia polymorpha subsp. ruderalis, 3489 nucleotides long. The record is from the annotation of a GenBank genome assembly. NCBI's taxonomy places the organism in Eukaryota, Viridiplantae, Streptophyta, Marchantiopsida, Marchantiales, Marchantiaceae.